UUUCUUGCCUAAUACCUCGUCGAACGAACCCUACUUGCAGAGGUGGUGUUCGAAGGGAAUCCUUUCGAACGUCUUCCAUUGACGUGCUCAGGAUUGCAGAGAGAGGUGUAAGACGAAACUAUAGACCUAGAAAUGGAUGCUAUAAGGAAGCAACUCGACGUGCUUAUGGGAGCGAACAGAAAUGGUGACGUGAGGGAGGUGAAUCGCAAAUACUACGACCGAGACGUCUGUCGUCUGUUCCUGGUUGGGCUUUGUCCGCACGAACUCUUCCAGUUAACGAAAAUGGAUAUGGGGCCAUGUCCGAAGGUGCACUCAUUGCAAUUGAGAAAAGAAUAUGAGGAAGCAAAAGCAAAAGGUAUUGAUAACUAUGACAGGGACCUGGAAGAUGUUAUAGAUAGGCUUAUUGUUGAGUGUGAUCGGAAAAUUGCAAGAGCUCUUAAACGUCUAGAGGAUGAGGAUGCUAAAGCUGCAAUUGCUAUAUCUGUCUCUGAGGUUACACAGUCACCUGAAGUACUUGAGUUGACGAAGCAAAUUAAGGAGAAGUUGAAAGAAGUUGAUCAGCUUGAUCUUGAAGGCAAGACUGAUAGUAAGAUUCGGGCUUUGGAAGUGGUGGAAGAACUUAGAACUAAAAGAGCAGACAAACAGUCUAUGCUUCUGUUGGAUGCCUUUAACAAAGAUAGAGCCUCUCUACCACAACCACUUCAGAAUCCUCCAGCAUUAGCCCCAUUGCCUGUACUAUCUCCUCCAGAUCCUCACACUCAGGAAAUGAUAAAUGAAAAGUUGAAGAAAGCAGAAGAUCUUGGUGAGCAAGGAAUGGUAGAUGAAGCACAAAAGGCAUUAGAAGAGGCUGAAGCACUUAAGAAGUUGGGAGCCAGGCAGGAACCAGUUUUGGAAUCAUCGAAGUAUACCGCUGUUGAUGUUCGCAUAACUGAUCAGAAGUUACGUGUCUGUGACAUUUGCGGAGCAUUCUUGAGCGUAUAUGACAGUGAUCGUCGUUUAGCUGAUCAUUUUGGGGGAAAGCUUCACUUGGGUUAUAUACAAAUCCGUGACAAGUUAGCAGAACUUCAGGCACUCUUUUCGUCCUGUCACAUGCUUAUGGAAGAGAGAAACAAAAAUCGAAAAUUAGAUCGAGACAAUGAUAGAAGAUCAAAAGAGCGAAGCCGAGAACAUGACAGGGCAGGUAGCAGGGACCGAGGCCGUGAUAAGGAAGAACGAAGUGGUAGUCGAGAGCGAGGAAGGGAUUAUGAUCAUAGGAGUAGAGACCGUGAUAGGUGUUAUGACCGUGAUCGUGGGUAUGAUCGGGAACGAGAUAGAGAUUCUGACCGCUCACGCAAUUAUGAUUCAAGAGGUCACCGAAGGUCACGCUCACGGGAACGGUCAAGGGACUAUGAUCGCCACAGGCGUUAUGAUCGGUACUGAACUGUAAUGAAGCUGAAAGAAGUGGGGUUGGAAUGUUUUGGUUAGGUUUAUGUCCAAGUUAACUUUUAAUGGGCAAGAUGUUCUGAUUUGGUUUCAUAUUUUCCCAGUAGUAUUCAGUCGGUACAAUCUGGUAUUUUUUUUUUAUUUUUGUUUUUUUUGCUCUAUUUAUUUUUCUGCUUGGAAAGUAACGUUUAUGAUAAUCUAUUUAAGCAGAUGCUUUGUACGUCUGGAUUUCUACAGAAUGUUAGCUAUUGUAAUGUGUUCUAUGCAGUAAUCAGUACCACUUUCUGUU
Nelumbo nucifera (sacred lotus) is the source of this 1711-nucleotide messenger RNA. Its product is annotated as U1 snRNP-associated protein usp106-like. NCBI's taxonomy places the organism in Eukaryota, Viridiplantae, Streptophyta, Magnoliopsida, Proteales, Nelumbonaceae. The record is from RefSeq and is a predicted model, not a curated record. Gene Ontology annotation, biological process: mRNA splice site recognition. Gene Ontology annotation, cellular component: U1 snRNP. Gene Ontology annotation, molecular function: mRNA binding.